Molecule: messenger RNA, 1960 nt
Organism: Aspergillus novofumigatus IBT 16806
Lineage: Eukaryota; Fungi; Ascomycota; Eurotiomycetes; Eurotiales; Aspergillaceae
Gene: mmm1
Product: ERMES complex subunit MMM1
Exons: 3
Coding region: 85-1575 (496 amino acids)
Biological process (GO): mitochondrion organization; phospholipid transport
Cellular component (GO): endoplasmic reticulum; ERMES complex
Molecular function (GO): lipid binding
Source: RefSeq, a predicted model, not a curated record
CACAUUGGAAUCUUCAAUUGUAGCGUCAUUUGUUGUAGCAAUGGGGUUAUGGAAAGCACCCGAUAACAUAUACAGCAGCUGAAAAUGUCUUCUCAGCUAAACGACCCCACGCCUGUCCCGGCUCAGUCCUCUUUAUCGUUUACACAAGGGUUCUUGCUGGGACAGCUCUCCGUCGUGCUUCUCAUUGCUGCCUUCAUCAAGUUCUUCAUCUUCGGCGAAGCGCCGCCUCCGCCCUCUCGCGGCCUUUCUCAUCGUUCGGCGACUCAUCGGCGUUCCAAUUCGAUUUACAGCAGCGCACAACAUGAUGGAAGCACAAGAACAUUGAGAGAAAAGCCAUCUAACUCGAACGUCCUCCGUCCGGUACCGUCCUCCGCGACCAACACCCGCUCCAUCCUGCGAAAGACCUACUACACUGCAAUCCCCACCAAUCCCACUUCGAAACAUGGACGACACAGGAUACACCAUUCUUCACACCAGCCAGAAUCGUUGGACUGGUUCAAUGUUCUCAUAGCUCAGACCAUUGCUCAGUACAGACAAACGGCAUAUAUGCUGAAGGACUCGCCGACAUCAUCCAUCCUCAGCUCGCUAACGGCGGCCCUGAAUAACCCCGAGAAGAAGCCAUCAUUUAUAGAUAAAAUUACUGUGACGGACAUAUCUCUAGGGGAGGAGUUUCCGAUUUUCAGCAAUUGCCGGAUCAUUGCUGUUGAUGACCCAAAUUCUGACGGUGGACGGCUUCAGGCACUGAUGGACGUCGACCUGAGUGAUGAUAAUCUCUCCAUCGCUAUCGAGACGCAGUUACUUCUCAAUUAUCCGAAGCCAUGCUCUGCCAUCCUUCCCGUGGCACUCUCGAUCUCUGUUGUCCGCUUUUCAGGGACCCUUUGCAUAUCACUCGUUCCCGCUUCCACGCCUCCACUCGACACUCCAUCCCAUUCCCCAUCUCCCCCUACCGCCCAGACAACAACGAACGGACGCUCAAAGCGCGAAGAUCAGACGGGUGGAAGUCACUCUCGCGCAGGUGGCUCCUCGGAGGAACCCAGCGGUGAAAAUCCGCCGAAAACCAGUCCGAAGAGCAACGUUGCGUUUUCUUUUCUUCCAGACUAUCGACUGGACCUCUCCGUGCGGUCGUUGAUCGGCUCUCGUAGCAGACUCCAGGACGUCCCUAAAGUCGCUCAGCUGGUCGAAGCUCGUGUUCAUGCAUGGUUUGAGGAGCGCGUUGUCGAACCUCGGGUGCAGGUCGUGGGAUUGCCAGACCUCUGGCCUCGCAUGGGCAGAACAGGCGUACGGACCGGCGAUGAUUCGGAAACGGGCUCUAAUGCGCCGCGGAGUAGCACAGCGGCGGAUGCCAGCGGGUCUGCCCGUCACGAGGACUCGUCUCGCGAACCAGAGGUGCUCAGGUUUGGAUCACUGUUGGGCGCACGGCCGCCAUUUGACCUUGCGUCCCGAACGAGCAGCUUCAAUGUUGAAACUGGGGACCUCCGCAGCCGCAGCAUGACGCGGGAAGAGAGCAGUGGUAACUUGAGCGAUCAAUUCCACAUGCCUGGCUCUCUGCCAGGAGGUGGUGUAACUACGACAUGAGUCAAUAUCUUGACCGGUAGCUUAAAAGACAUAAAAAUGACAUGUUUUUCACAAGUGCCUGGGGAUUCCAUAGUCGUUGUACGUGAAAAGUGUCAUGAUCUAUCGAACUGCUAUGAUAUAUACAAAACCAUCAGUUAUGAGCUACAAGCACCGGAAUCUCAUGGCAAACGGUAGUCUUGGCCCCGCUAUCAGCCAUGCCUCUCACCAUGCUGGCAAUUAGCAUUAAGUCAUCAAUGGAAAGCAAAUGUUCUAAGCAACAGCCUUGUUCUGGACCGUGCGGAGGUAAGACUGCCGAUGAGCGUUCUCAUCGACAUCAGGGGCACGGUUCAAGGGGUCCAUUUAGGCUCUUCCUGGAAAAGGCGCAUAGCCUUGACGUACUGUGGAC